AGGCUUCCCUUCAGAAACCUGGAGACGGGUUCCAUCAGAAGCUUAAGGUAGGUGAAUAACAGAGACAGGGGAGACAUCCAGACAGGCCAGGGUGAAGGCAGGUCUAAAGGAGAAAGAGAGCCUUCAGAGAUGUCCCCUGAACAAAGGGACUAUCUGACUUCCAAAGCUUUUCAGACAGGGAACGGGAAAUUCCACUUGUGAACUCAGUGCCAAGAACCCAGAUGCUGGCAAUGAUCACAAAUUCAUCUGGCAGCUCUGGGGGGGAGGGGCUGGGCUUGCUUCCAUCCUCUAUGGAUCUCUCUGCUUUACAGCAGGGACCUGUCUGCUGCAGGGGCAUAGCUUGAUUUCUGGGAGCAAGACAAGUAUAGCUCCUGAGAUCUAGUGGAGCUUGGCAGCAAGCAGCUGUAAAUCUGGAGGCAGGAGACUGGCACUUCAUUUCCUUACAGAUGUCCAAACAGGAAACACAGAGCAGAUACAAGAAGAGUGGGGCCAAGUGAGAGACCCUACACCCACCACAGAGGUCUAUUUUCUUUAGAUAAGCCCCUCUAGUCAAACAUUGUGUAGUCUCUCCUAACAUACCAUCUUGGGGCUAAAUGUCCAGACACAUAAGCCUAUGGGGGACUUUCUCAUGCAAACCAUAAGUGUGUUAUUUAGUCUGUUAGUCAUUUUUAAAAAUCUUCCUCUGUGCACACAACCCCCACCCAUUAACACCUGCAGCAGGUAAAAGACCUGGCCCUUCGAGUGGGAGAACCAGCUCUGGUCCUCACAGGGUGUAGCACACAAGAGUCUGGGCUCUGCACCCUGUCUGGGCAGCACACUGGAGCAGACUCCAUUGUCCAGGGACUCAGGUGAAUCAACAAGGUAGGGUCAUGCAUUCAAGGCUCCACAGCAAGGCAGAAUGUCCCUCUGACAGCUGUCAACCUGGGAAGAGAAAGAGGGCUGUGCCCUCCAGAAGAAAUUCUGCAGGUGUCCAUGUAGACUCUGCACUUGACCUCAAUUUCCACACUGCAGUAGGUAUUGCAGAGACAGGUCCAUGCAGAAGGCCAUCUCCUUCCUCUACCCUCAGCAGCGCCAUGAGCUCUGAAUGAAUUCUAGGACAAGUACAAGGACAUAUCCAGCAUUGACACCAUCAGUCAGCAGUUCCUGUCCUCAAGACAAGAUAAAAGCCUGUGACCUGGACAGAGCAGGAAGGAAUUGCAAUGGCACUCAGGGCAAAGACAGAUGUGUGGCUGGCAAGACCCUGGCAGUGCCUGCACAAGACGAGGUCACUGGGCACAACAGCAGCACUGCCCCCCAACACACUGGGGCCCUUUGAAUCCAUACCACAGUACUCCAGAAACAGGUGGCUGAAGAUGAUACAGAUCCUGAGGGAGCAGGGCCAGGAGAACCUGCACCUGGAGAUGCAUCAGGCCUUCCAGGAACUGGGGCCCAUUUUCAGGUACAGCAUAGGAAGCACACAGAUUGUGUCUGUGAUGUUGCCACAGGAUGCUGAGAAGAUAUUCCAGGUAGACAAUACACAGCCCUGCCGCAUGCCCUUAGAACCUUGGAUAGCCCACAGAGAACACCGUGGCCUGGGACGUGGAGUGUUCUUGCUAAAUGGGCCUGAAUGGCGCUUAAACCGACUGAGGCUCAACCCAUAUGUGCUGUCACCAAAGGCUGUUCAGAAGUUUGUCCCCAUGGUGGACAUGGUAGCACGGGACUUCUUGGAGGCCCUGAAGAAGAAGGUGCUGGUGAAUGCCCAUGGGAGCUUGUCAAUGGACUUUCAAUCCUGUGUGUUCAACUAUACCAUAGAAGCCAGCCAUUUUGUUCUUUUUGGGAAGCGGCUGGGCCUCCUUGGCUAUGACCUGAACCCUGGCAGCCUGAAGUUCAUCCAUGCCUUGCAUUCCAUAAUGAAGACCACCCCACAGCUCAUGUUUUUGCCCAGUAUACUGACUCGCUUGACAACCCCCCUGGUGUGGAAAGAGAACUUUGAGUCCUGGGAUAUCAUCUCUGAGUAUGUCACAAAAUAUGUCAGUGAUGUGUAUCAAGAGAUGAAGAGGGGUCGCCCAAAGUUCUGGAGUGUCAUAUCAGAGCUGAUAGCAGAGGGUGCUCUGCCAAUGGAUGCCAUCCAGGCCAAUUCUCUGGAACUCACUGCUGGAAGUGUGGACACGACAUCAGUGCCGUUGGUAAUGACCUGCUUUGAGCUGGCUCGAAACCCAGAUGUUCAGCAGGCACUUCGGCAAGAGAGCCUGGCAGCUGAGGCCAGAAUUGCAGCAAAUCCUCAGAGAGCUCUAACAGAUCUGCCCCUGUUGCAGGCUGCCAUUAAAGAGACCUUGAGGCUCUAUCCUGUUGCUGCCUUUUUGGAGAGAAUUAUAUGCUCAGACUUAGUUCUUCAGAACUACCAUGUCCCUGCUGGGACGGUCCUCCACAUGAGUGUCUACUCCAUGGGCCGAAACCCUGCAGUAUUUCCAAGGCCGGAGCGCUACACGCCCCAGCGCUGGCUGGAGAGGAAAAGGAGUUUCCAGCACCUGGCCUUCGGCUUUGGGCUACGCCAGUGCCUGGGGAAGCGCUUGGCACAGGUGGAGAUGCUUCUCCUGCUGCACCAUGUGCUGAAAUCCUUCAAGGUGGAGACACGAGAGCAAGAGGAUGUGCAGAUGGUCUACCGCUUUGUUUUGAUGCCCAACUCCAGCCCCCUCCUCACUUUCCGGCCUGUAAGCUAGUCAGUUUUGCAUCUAGGGUCCACUCAAGCUCCAGCCUACCUCUAUCCUAACACCCAAGGUCAUACAUCUUUGCCAACAGGAUGUUGUUUAGGGGCCACACUGUCAUCCUUCAGCACUUGUAGAAGAUUCCCACUAAAGACCUGCAGGGCCAGGGAUUGCAAGGUCAGGGAAGGGGCUGGGAUGAUCUUGGAGACAACAACCAGUCCCUGCUGUGUGAUUUCCCCCAUCCUUUCAACACUCACUCCAGGCACCUAUGGCCUCCAAGGGCCUCA
Cricetulus griseus (Chinese hamster) is the source of this 2971-nucleotide messenger RNA. The record is from RefSeq and is a predicted model, not a curated record. Lineage: Eukaryota; Metazoa; Chordata; Mammalia; Rodentia; Cricetidae.